GCUGUGAGUGCCGCGUGGACCCCUCCUGAUAUUUUCAACAGGCAGUGCAGGAGACAGAAGUGGAGAGGCAGUUCGCUCUCUCUCCCACACACACACACACACACACCGUCUCUCUCUCAGUCUCUAUCGCUGUUUCUGCAUAUGUGCUUGAGUGUGUGUGCGUGUGCACAGACUCCUGCGUGUGCUCAACGUUGUGUGUGCAAGAGACACACAGAAGAAAGAAAGAAAGAAAAAAACUAAGGACAGAUUGAAACAACUCCGCAACUUCUGUCAACAUUUCUGUCUCACUCUGGGCUUUUUGUGGCGCUCUAAGAUUUUCACGCAGACAGUGAGGAUCCGCUGUUGUGACGGCUGGAAGGGGGAUUUGCGCUCUGAGCCUCUUCACUUUCUUCGUUAUCAGGGGAGAGACAGCAGACCGGGAGAGCCAUGUCUGGAGCGCUCCUGAGGAGGAACUCCAGUAAGCUGGGCUUACAGAACCUGCUGAGGGUGACGGCCCAGAGGAGUAUUGAAGAUGCCGAGGAGAUUGAGAGGGAGCGCAGACGUAGGGCACGCGAGGCCUUCCGUAAAGAACACGGCCUCUCCGCACCCGAAGGGGCCUCGCUGGACGCCGAGACCUCAGUAGAGGCUACACCGUCAGCCCAGAACUUUACGAGUCCCGCAAAGGCCACUGGCUCCGUGGUUCUGGAUGAGGAUGAAGGCUUCAGUGACUGGACACAGAAGCUAGGACAGGAGCGCAGGCUCCGGCUGGAGAACGGGCGACCGGCGGAACCGACAGCCGAACGGGGAAUGAACGGAACCGCCAAGCACACAGAGAAGAUUCACUGCUCCUCCUCUGCCACAUCUGCCAGGCUGCAGAGGUCGCCACAGGAGAAUGAGAACCAUGAGGCGGUCAGGGAGGAGGAGGAGACGCGUCUGGGGAGCAGGAUGACUGAGAAGAGGAGGAAGGACUUUGGACGAAAGGAACACAGUCAAGUAGACAAAGAGGUAGAGCAGAACGGCAGAAGGAUGAGCCCCAUUAAGAAGUGGGGAGAGAGUCAAGAAGGAGACAUGGAUGAAAAGGUACCAAACAGCCAUUUAUAUGAAGAAGAAGGAAGUGAAAGUAUCCUACACAUCCAAAGUCCUCAUGCAGCACGAGUCCAAACCCAAGAACAACAAAGAGGAAGAGGGACAGCUUCACAUGUGAUCAGAGCCAGGAAGACUCUCAGAAGCCCGAGCCAGUCCCAGCCGGCGGCCGCGUCGGAGCCCCAGAGACGGGGCGAGGAGGCGCCGCUCCUGGAGACGGAGCAGAAGCUGGAGAAGAUCCGGCGCAGCCACCAGGAGAAGGAGAGCCAGGAGCUGGAGCAUCUGCGGCAGAAGCAGGUGGAGGCCGAGGCCGAGCUGGAGGAGCUGCAGAAGAGGAGGGAGCUGAGGCGCCGCGUGCGCGAGGAGGAGGAGCACCGGAAGGAGGAGGAGGAGCAGCAGAGGCAGGCCAAGGAGGAGGAGGAGAGGAGACACAUGAAGGAGGAGAUUGAGAGGAGGAGGACGGAGGCAGCAGAGAAGCGGAUGAAGAGCUUGAACGAUGGGGAGGAACCGUUCAACGCACUCAGUCCCAAGAGCCCCACAGUGAAGAGGGAGGAUGAGGAGAGAUUGACAGCUGAGAGUACAGACUUGAUCACAGAGCGGACAGAGUCUUUGAACCGUUCGCUGAAGAAGAGCAACAGCUUCAAGAAGACCCCUCCUCCGCUGCUCCUCUCCAAGAUCGAUGACAAGCUGGAGCAAUACACUCACGCGGUCGAGAUUUCCUCAAAAGAGACCAAGCCGGCCAAGGCAGCUGUGAUGGACGUGCUGAGUCCUCCCAAGCCAGUGGCCUCCACCAAGAGCCUGUUUGAAGCCGGGGAGGCCUGGAGCCCAACAGCCCCCCGAGGCCAGCCAUCUAAGGAGACGGAAGGGAUGAAAGUAGGUGUGGCUGAUCUGAUCACCCACUGGGUAAAAGGGUCUCCUGAUGGAAGCAACAGAAACUCCCCAUCCAGACCUGCGGAUGUAAAACCAGGUGAUGUGCUGCAGAAGAAGAAUCUUUGGGAGAUUAUAGGCGAGAACUCUUCAUCAGGCAAACCUGGGUUAGGAGGAAAGGGCAAUCCUUCUGGAAAGAGGUACAAAUUUGUUGUGACUGGCCAUGGCAAAUAUGAGAAGAUCCCUGUAGAUGAUGAGGAUUAUUGUGAUUUUUCAAAUGGAAAAACAGGUGAAUUAUGCCAUGGUGACUUCUGAGACAUCAAUGACAGCUGAUCAUCCUAAAGGGAAGUAGAAUCAACUGGUGUGGUUUCACACAAGCCUUCUCUAGCCAUUCUGUAUUGUACACACUUCUGCUCUUAAUACCACACAUUAGGCACCUGACAUGUUCCCACUUGCAGUGUUAGCUCUAAUUUUGUUCUCUUGUCGUCAUGUUAAAUGUCCAAGAUGUCUGUCUAAGAUGUCUAUCUAUGAUAUUUGUUUUUGUAUGAAAAGAACUUAAAUGUAUCAUCCUUAACAGUACAACUAUGCAAGCUUUACUGAACUGCCAUCAUGUAAAAGAGCCAGGGGAUCUUCCUGAAUGUUUGAUUUAUUCAAGGCAAGGGCAUACAUUUUAAAUUAGUAUCAUGAUUGCUUUUACAUAUUUGAUAAAUUGCUUAUCUAAAAUCAAUGAAUAUGCAGUUGGCUAUAUGUUUAUGCCAAUGAUAACAAGCAUUGUUGAAAACUUUGUAUUUUCCACUCUGUGAUUUCCACUUUUGUAAUUCAGACUGAUACAUAACAGAGGUGGUCACAGAACUGUGGUUCUGAUUGGUUGUUGCAUCCUGUGAUUAUAUAAGCACACAACAUUCCAUGCACAAAAAAACUGUUUUUACUGAUAUAUGUUUCUUCAUUAGUGGUCCUAAGCUUUCUUUCUCUUCCACUAUUUAAUGAUUUGCAUUCCAAACCAUGAGAAUAAAGAUGUAUUGCCUUUCACAAAUAUUAAACACAUAUUUGAGGUCUUGAAAUGAUAACAUGUUAAUAUAAAUCUAAACACUGGAGUAAGACCCUCAGCAUCUUUAAUAUGGUCUGUACUAUCUAUCCAAUCUGUGUGAGGGACCUUUUUCUAAUUGUGAAUACAUUUUAGUUGGUACUUCAACUAAAUUAUCUAUAUGAUCAUGUAAAAUACACAGUCAUUUUGACUUUCAGCAAAUGUGACACAUUUAAGUCAUAAAACCUGGCUUGAUUGGAAUUCCAAAUGCUCUAACCAUGUCGUUUUUAAAACAGUUCCAUCCCUGUAUCACCCUUGUUCUGUUGAAGUUCUUUUGAAGUGUAUUUUUUUCAAAUGCAAUAAAAUAUUUUAUAUGGUUAA
Alosa alosa (allis shad) is the source of this 3334-nucleotide messenger RNA. RefSeq names its product lymphocyte specific protein 1 a (gene lsp1a). Gene Ontology annotation, molecular function: calmodulin binding; myosin binding; actin binding. The coding region runs from base 427 to 2244 and encodes 605 amino acids. The transcript has 14 exons. The record is from RefSeq and is a predicted model, not a curated record. NCBI's taxonomy places the organism in Eukaryota, Metazoa, Chordata, Actinopteri, Clupeiformes, Clupeidae. Gene Ontology annotation, biological process: muscle contraction.